This is a messenger RNA of Darwinula stevensoni, 2512 nucleotides long. The record is from the annotation of a GenBank genome assembly. Lineage: Eukaryota; Metazoa; Arthropoda; Ostracoda; Podocopida; Darwinulidae.
AUGGAUGGCAUGCAGACGGACGGCGAGUUUCAGCUCCGGGACUUCGAUGUCAAGGUUAAAACUGCCUUGUCAUUGUUUGAUUCAAUGACAACAGAAGUGAAGCUCCAGGCAGUGGACAUCUGGAACUCAGCAUCUGAAAGAAUUCAAGACCUUGUGCAAUUAGCUGAGAAGUCCUUGAGCAGAAUUGAUUUUCAUCACUCCAAGCCAAUGCAAAAUGGGGACUUGGGUAGCUCACACAUAAACUUGAGCUAUGAGGCUGCCCUCUCGCCCAGUUAUGAGACGCAAAAUCUUUUGAUGCCUGGAGAUGCACUCUCUCCAUCAGUGCAAGUCCAACAGGUCCAUGUUUCAGAGAUGGUCAAGCAUCAGAGGACAUCAUUCCAUGCAUCCUGCUCUUCCGUUCAUCCCUCCUGCAAUGGAUUGGGGAAUGAGGCUCUGGACAACAUUGAUAUUGAGAGUAAGAGCUUGGAAGGAUCAGGAAAGAAUUCUCAGUUCCUGUUCUUGAACGGCAUGGGCCUCACUGCAUCUGCGGAAGAGGAAUUCUUGACGCAGUCUCCUAACAAUGAGGCUCUGAUGUCACAAGAAUCCCAGUCAAGCAAUGCUGCUUUCAUUCAAUCCAUCCUGACCAGUCAGCUGAAUCAUGGGAUCAUGGGGGAAGAUACCAGUGAGGGCUCUGAGCUUAGGGCUGCCAUCUGCAAAAACUUGGCAAUCCAGGUGAAUUCUCAGGAGGAUCUGGGAAGUUUUGCCGAUCCUGAAAAAAAGGAGGAGGAAAAGGGAUGGGUGGAUGAGACCCAAGAAGUGGGAGGAUCUGAAUUUGUCAUGGCUCAUGACCAAAUCCCAGCAUCUGGCAUCCUGGAAGAGCGAAUUCCAGAUGCGCAUGAAAAUUUGGUUUCCACUUGUCAACAAGAAAGCCAGCUACAAAAAUCGAACAAGAAGCGUAAGGAGCAAAAGGCACCCAGUGAAAAUAAGAAGAACAGAAAAAAGAUGAAUGACUCAAAUUUGCUGAGUGAGAUGGAGGACCUGAACCUCGAGGAGCUAAUUCCCCCAGAUGCAUAUGAGAAUUACUUCUCUGAGGUUCAGACCCAUGAUGGAAACAUGGCAUGGAGAUGCAAGGAAUGCAACAAAAUUUUGAACACACAAACUCAAGUGCACAAGCACCUGUUGACUCACCUGAAGCUGUUUCGGUGUCCAACCUGCAAUGCACGCUUUUCCACCAAAGCGAAUGUCAGAAGCUUGCUUGAGGGAAAGGUGAAAUUCACCUAUGUGAUGCACAGGUGCGAGUUGUGCGGUCGGAGCUUCACACAGUCAGGAGUGCUUCAGGCUCACCUUGCCAUUCAUCUGCAACAAAAACCUCAUCUCUGUGACAUGUGUGGGAAAAGUUUCCGCCAGAAGACCCAGCUUCUCGUUCAUUACAGGCGGCACAAGGGGGAUGCCAGUUUCAAAUGUCACGAAUGUGAUGCCAAAUUUGUCUCCAAGGGAGAUUAUCACCGACACCUUCAGUCCCAUACGGGAAUCAGACCAUUCACUUGUGAUCAGUGUAACAAGUCUUUCACUCGGCGACAGAGCCUCAGGGAGCACCUGAAUCGCCACCUCGGCAUCAGGCCGUACAAAUGCCCUGUCUGCACUAAAGCAUUCUAUGAGCUAUCGGGGUACUCAAAACACAUGAAGUUACAUGUGCGAGCUGAGAUGAAAGCAGAGGAGGAAGAGCAUGAGGAUGCCUCCCUGUUGAGUUUUGUCCUCCCAGAACAAGAUUCCUUGACAGACGAUGGUGGUGGGGGACAACAGGGACAAGGUCAAGUUCAUGGGCACGAGGCACACUCAGAGGAACCGGGAGAUCCUGCAGCUUACCAGAAUCACGAAAGUCACGAGCAGCAUGGCCAAGGAGGCUUGAAUGGCACCAUGGAGGAUCCAUGUCCCAUGUCCAUUCAAUCAAAUUCUCUGAGUCUCACUGCGUGUGGGUCAUCUCACGUCUUCCAGGUGUUCAGUUCGGGGAUGGGAGGAACCUGCAUGGGGCAAAUGAGCAAUAACUUUGUUCAUGAAUUCCCUGGAUCAUCAAGUGAUUUGGGCAUGCCUAUGGCAGUGGGAAUGGGUGGGACUAAUGACCUUCUCUUGACCUGUUUGGACUCACCUGACCAGAGAACUUCGUGGCAGUCAUCGACAUCCUGACGACCCACUCACAUCCUUUUUGUUCAAUCAAAAUCUCACUCACAAGCUGUGGGGGGAUAAGUGAUGCAAAAGUGAUAUCCAUUGUGAUAUUCAUCAUUUUCGGCCAUAUUGUGCUGCUUUAUGCAUCUGCACAUUAAGAUUGUUGAAAGAACUAGGUCUGUUCCAAAGUGGGGGGACUAGAUGAGGGGAGUUAUCCCAGGCUUUUUGCUGGAGUCAGAACAUUUUUGUCUUUGUGGAGGUGCAUUUAGACCUCGUGGAGUCCUAAUCAAGAUCAGAACCAGGGGCAGAAACAUUUUCUGUUGGAAGUAGGGCUUUGAAGGAAUCGAAAUGCACUGGAUUUAUUUCCAGG